GGACAGGGAUAUGGGAUGAUUUCCAAAUCUUCAAAAUAAGCAAGCAAGGGAUUCUCACAAUGGGCACAGUGUCCUGAGUGCAGAAGGGAAGUGUGCUGAUGGAGGAAGUCGCCAAGGACUCGGGAAGGAAAAUCACGGAGGUCCCUGGGUGGACUGCAGCAGACUGAAUUCAGUGCUCCGAUUGCCAUGCAACCAGGCCAUUACUCUUAAAUUCCUCUUGCCUCAUUUCCCUUUUCCUUCUGAGAAGAUAUGAUAGUAAGUGGUGGAAGGUUUUUUUCCAAACUAUGAUUCAAGAAGAAGUUUAGCCACGGAACAGGUGAGUGCUACUGCCUUAGAGAAGAACUUGUAGAGACAUGUCCCAAAUAGAUCCACCCCAGAUUUUUCAAAGGAGGCAACUCCUUCAUCAUGUAUUGUAAGGCCUUCCCAGUUCAGGAAGAAGCCAUCUGCUCCACAUUGAUCACCUGACUCAAGGUACCCAGCAGGCUCCCUGUGAGUAUACGAGAGGCUUCACUACAACAUGACCCACAGGGGUAACACAGGACCUGUCCACAGGCUAAAACUUGUGACUCUUCUGUUUGCUCUAAGUCCAGAACUUCUUUUCCUGGGAGCAGGAAUGAAGCUUCAAGACAAUGGGUACGACGGAUUGCUUGUUGCAAUUAACCCUCAGGUACCCGAGAAUCUGAACCUGAUUACAAACAUUAAGGAGAUGAUAACUGAAGCUUCCUUUUACCUGUUCAAUGCUACCAAGAGAAGAGUGUUUUUCAGAAAUAUACAGAUUUUAAUACCUGCCACUUGGACAGCUCAUAAUUAUAGCAAAGUAAAACAAGAAUCCUAUGAAAAGGCAAAUGUCAUAGUGACUGAGCAGAAUGGGGUACACGGGGAUGAUCCAUAUACGCUACAACACAGAGGGUGUGGAAAAGAGGGGAAAUACAUCCAUUUCACCUCUAACUUCCUGCUAAAUGAUAAGUUAGCAGCAGGAUACGGCUCAAGAGGCAGGGUGUUCGUCCACGAAUGGGCCCAUCUCCGCUGGGGUGUGUUUGAUGAAUAUAACAACGACAAGCCAUUCUACAUGAACGGGCGGAAUGAAAUUCAAGUCACAAGGUGUUCAUCUGACAUCACUGGAGUUUUUGUGUGUGAAAAGGGCCUUUGUCCCCAGGAAGGCUGUAUUAUUAGCAAGCUUUUCAGAGAAGGAUGCACAUUCCUCUACAACAGCACCCAGAAUGCAACUGGAUCAAUAAUGUUCAUGCAAAGUUUAUCUUCAGUGGUUGAAUUCUGUAAUGCAAGCACCCACAACCGUGAAGCCCCAAACCUACAGAACCAAGUGUGCAGCCUCAGAAGUACCUGGGACGUAAUCACAGGCUCCUCUGACCUUAAUCACAGCCUCCCCAUGCAUGGGGCUGAGUUUCCGCCUCCUCCCACAUUUACCGUCAUGCAAGCUGGGGACAAAGUCAUCUGCUUAGUGGUGGACGUGUCCAGGAAGAUGGCAGAGGCAGACAGACUCCUUCGACUACAGCAAGCAGCUGAAUUGUACUUAAUGCAGGUUGUUGAAACUCAGACUUUUGUGGGCAUUGUCACGUUUGAUAGCAAAGGAGAAAUCAGAGCCCAGCUACAACAAAUUAACAGUGACAAUGACCGGAGGCUGCUGGUUUCCUCUCUGCCUACUACCGUGUCCACGGAAGAAGAAGCAAAUGCCUGUGCGGGGCUCAAAAGGGGCUUCGAGGUCAUUGAGAAGAGGAAUGGAAGAGCCGAUGGCUCUGUCAUGGUAUUGGUGACCAGUGGGGCAGAUGAACACAUAAACAACUGCCUGCUCACCACCAUGACCAGCGGAUCCACCAUUCACUCCAUUGCCCUGGGUGCCUCUGCAGUCAGAAAACUGGAGGAGUUAUCACAUCUUACAGGAGGUUUAAAGUUCUUCAUUCCAGAUGAAUCUAAUCCCAACAGAAUGACUGAAGCUUUCAGUAGGAUCUCUUCUGGAACGGGGGACAUUUUCCAGCAAAGCUUACAGCUUGAAAGCGUGUGUGAAACUGUGCAACCCCAGCACCAACUGGAGAACUCUGUGACAGUGGAUAGUGCUGUGGGUAACGACACAAUUUUUGGAGUCAUGUGGCAGACCAGUGGUCCUCCUGAGAUUGUAUUAUUGGAUCCUAGUGGAAGAAAAUACAACACUAGUGACUUUGUAAUCAAUCUGGCCUUUCAGACAGCGAUCCUUCAGUUUCCAGGAACUGCGAAGCCUGGGCACUGGACUUACAUACUGAACAACACACACCAUUCUCCUCAAGCCCUGAAGGUGACAGUGGCCUCCCGUGCCUCCAGCUUGGCCAUAUCCCCAGCCACUGUGGAGGCCUUUGUGGACAGAGACAGCACCUAUUUUCCUCAGCCAGUGAUGAUUUAUGCAAAUGUGAGGAAGGGUCUGUAUCCUAUUCUAAAUGCCACCGUGGUGGCAACAGUCAAGCCAGAGGCCGGAGAUCCCAUUGCACUGCAACUUUUGGAUAACGGAGCAGGUGCUGACGUUAUAAAAAAGGAUGGAAUUUACUCCAGGUAUUUUUUCUCCUUUGCUGUAAGUGGUAGAUAUAGCUUGACAGUGCAUGUCCAUCACUCUCCCAGCAUAAGCACCCUAGACCACUCUGUUCCAGGAAGCCAUGCUAUGUAUGUGCCAGGUUAUAUAGCAAACGAUAAUAUUCAAAUGAAUGCUCCAAAAAAAACUGGCCACAGAGGUGUGGAGGAGCAGUGGGGCUUCAGUAGAGUAAGUUCUGGGGGCUCCUUCUCAGUGCUGGGAGUUCCAGCUGGCCCCCAUCCUGAUAUGUUUCCACCAUGCAAAAUUACUGACCUGGAAGCUGUAAACGUGGAAGACAAUGUGGUCCUCUCUUGGACAGCACCUGGAGAAGAUUUCGAUCAGGGCCAGGCUACACGCUAUGAAAUAAGAAUGAGUAAGAGUCUACGGAGCAUUCGAGAUGACUUCAACAAUGCCAUUUUAGUGAACACUUCAGAGCUAAAUCCUCAGCAAGCUGGCACAAGGGAGAUAUUUACUUUCUCACCCAAGCUUGUCACCAGUGAACUUGAACAUGAACCUGAUGGAGAAAUGCGAGAAAACCACGUAGUAGCAGGAUGCGUGUUUAUAACUGACAACCAAGCUGCUGCAUAGCUGAGGUCUCCACUGCAGGCUCUUCAUGUCUUCUCCUUUGGUUAACUACAUUAUGGCUCUCAUUACACCACCAGUGCUUGGACAGGCCCUUUCUCACUGUGAGAGGAGACCUUAGAGUGUGGCCAUUGUCCUUACCCCUGGAUACUGAUCUGUGACAGAGGUCGCCAAAGUUUAUUGUUUAUAAGAUUUUAGUCCCAUUGAAGCUGCUUUGAAGUUAUUGCCUGGGAAAUAAUUGAAUAAAAAUGAUUACAGCUCUCAUGAAGCUUUAAGUAAAGAAUAAAAACAUUAUUCUGAAAUAAUUUUAAUAUGUACACCAUACAGUUUUACUCUAUUUGAAAGAAGAGGUUAUGGAAAGAGAGACAUUUAGAAGCGACUAGCAAAUUCUGUUCUCUAGUUAAAUAAGAAUCUGCAAUCCUUUCUUUAUCAAGGGCAGAGAAAGGAGAUGGCAGUGAUGACAGAAUAAAAACCAUCAAAAGUUACUUACUCUUUUUAAAGAUGUUAUUAAAUAGUAAUAUUUCAUUUCUGAAUUCAAGAUCUUACAACUUUAUUGAAUACAUAUAAUAAUAAUAAUGAUGAUGAUGAUGAUAAAGGUGGGUGUUUUUAACCAGAAUCAAUUAGGAAUGAUUUUAUCAUAUUUGGGGACAUGUUGUUGGGGAAAUGUGGGGACAUGGGAAAAGAAGAAAAGAGAGGACGUGAAGCCAGGAGAGAGAGAUUCCGCAGAGUGGAACAAAAACAGCCAGGGAUUCUCUCUGCCCCAGCUGCCUUCCCAGAAUUCCUGUUACUGUCCAUGUCCACCAGUUCCGUCUAAGUUUCCAGUCCCUAAAUCUCCACAGGCUGGGGGCUGGAGGCCUCUUCAGCCCAGGUUCCAGUGUGGAGCUGAGUCCUUCCGCCCUGCAUUGCCACUACAUCCAAAAGCCAGCAUUUGCUUCUCCGUGGCUUCAAAUUGGGCUGGUAAAAUACAGAGAUGGGGCUGGGAGUAAGGGGUUCAAUUUCUCAGAUGUUUUCCUUAUUCUACAGACAGAAAGACAGAAUCAGGGUGGAUCAAGGCCCUGUGCUGGAGAAUAGCAGAGCUGUGUAAAUGUGGAGUCAAGUUAUCAGUUACCCCUUUACUCUCUGCCUACUGAAAAGGGCGUGAGAGCUGCCAGGGGUGACUUCACUCUUCUGUGAUCCAUUAGCAGGAGAGAGCCACUUGUGGGGUUUGAUGCGUAAGUGAACCCCAACAUUAAAGAGGCUGUGGCAAAAGGAUAGAAAAUUGAAGCCAGGCUGCACCGUACAGCAAGACUGUCUCAAAAAAAUAAAGCCCAAGGAAACAAAAGGAACGAAAGACUAAAGGACUUGCUUUAUCUCUGUUUUUCCCCCAUUUUGUGACAACAGUCAGUACAUCUGACAGGUUUGGAAAUUAGCAAAGGGGCAGAGACAAAAGUGAAGGACACCGAAAACAUAAAGUUCACACACACGCUGGGCAGAGUGGUCUCAUGAAGUGGGGAGAGGAAAUGGUACUGAGGAUCAGGAGGGAAAAGUGGAGGCAACAGGACAGAUGCAGUAGAUAGAGGAAAAUACUGAAUUAGAGAUCCCAGCCACCCAUAGAGCAGACCUACGGUAAA
Onychomys torridus (southern grasshopper mouse) is the source of this 4746-nucleotide messenger RNA. It is a transcript of the gene Clca2, whose product is annotated as chloride channel accessory 2. Gene Ontology annotation, molecular function: intracellularly calcium-gated chloride channel activity. NCBI's taxonomy places the organism in Eukaryota, Metazoa, Chordata, Mammalia, Rodentia, Cricetidae. The transcript has 15 exons. The coding region runs from base 518 to 3142 and encodes 874 amino acids. The record is from RefSeq and is a predicted model, not a curated record. Gene Ontology annotation, biological process: chloride transport.